This is a messenger RNA of Paramecium sonneborni, 586 nucleotides long. The record is from the annotation of a GenBank genome assembly. Lineage: Eukaryota; Ciliophora; Oligohymenophorea; Peniculida; Parameciidae.
AUGAAGAAAAUAAUAAGCAAGAUAUCUCUUGUGUUAUAAUCUCUAAAUAUCAUUAUUAUANCCUAUUCUGCAUAAAUUUGUUAAUUAUCUAUAAUUUUUGGACUUGGAAUAUAUAUAGAAUAAAUAAGUGAUGUAAUCGAAAUUCAAAUACCUUUUUUAAUUAUUCUUGCUUAUCUUAAUAUUCAUUUUUUAUUGAAACUAUUAUUAGAAAUUAUAAGUUAAUAUGUAAAAAACCUUGAAGUACAACUUGAUUCUAUAAGAGACUUUAUAAGAACUAAAGCUCCAUGGACAUUAAAAUAUAGAUUCCUACAUUUAUAGCUUUUAAAUAGAUAAUAGUAAAGAGCGAGAGUAAUUAAAAAAUUUUAAAUAUUAAAAAAACAUUUAUUGUUAAAAGCCAAACAAAUUGUAUAAAUUAAAUCUUAAUACAAUAUCUUUAAUGAUGAAGAUGUAAAGAAAAUCAUUAAUAAUUGCAGUUAAUAGAAGUAAUAGAUUUUAUUAAUUUAGUCAAAAUAAUAACAAUGCUGAAUAUUAGACAAUAAAUAGUAAAAUUGAAUCCCAAGGUAAAUUAAGAAUAGAAUAAGGAUGA